This is a messenger RNA of Hydra vulgaris (swiftwater hydra), 1341 nucleotides long. RefSeq lists its product as uncharacterized. NCBI's taxonomy places the organism in Eukaryota, Metazoa, Cnidaria, Hydrozoa, Anthoathecata, Hydridae. The record is from RefSeq and is a predicted model, not a curated record. Gene Ontology annotation, molecular function: protein dimerization activity.
AUGGAGAAAGAGAAAGGUGCAGAUAUUGCUUAUUUAAUUUGCAACGUUUUAGCAAAAGUGAAUCUCGAUUUAAAAAAAUUGAGAGGUCAAGGAUACAAUAAUUGUUCUAAUAUGGCUGGAAUCUAUAAUGGAGCCCAAGCUAAUUUACUGGAAAAAAAUCCGUUCGCUUUAUACAUUCCUUGCGGUGCUCAUAGUUUAAAUUUAGCUGGAGUUCAUGCUGCUGAGUCUUGCGGUGAGAUCAAAACGUUUUUUAGCAAUAUCCAAGCCCUCUACGUGUUCUUUAGUUGCAGCCCAGCAAGAUGGAAAAUUCAUCACGAAGAGACUGCUUUAUCGCUUCACAAUCUCUCAGAUACUAGAUGGUCAGCCCACAUAGCAGCUGUAAAACCAUUAGUGAAAAAACCACGAGAAAUCAUUGCUUCUCUGGAUAGAACCGUUAAUCAAUUUGACCUAACUGCGAACAUGUUGAAUCAAACGAAAUCGUUGGGCAAAUAUUUUAAGUCAUUUGAAUCAGUAGUUCUUCUGACCAUUUGGUAUAAGACACUGCAAAAUAUUGAUAAUAUUAGUCGAUGUCUCCAGUCAGAGUCAAUCACCAUUGAAGAAGUCAUCCUCAUUCAACUACUUCUAGAUGACCUAGGUCGCAUUCGUUCGUCGUGGAAUUGUAUUUUGACUGAAGCAAAGCUAGUGGCUGGAAAUCUAGGCUUUGAAACAGAAUUUAAAGUAACACGCACAAGAAGAGUGAAAAAAUUCCACGAAGAACCAUCAAAUACAGCCCACUACCACGACGAUACAGAAAAGAAUUUUGAAGUAAAUAUUUUCAACGUGGCAUUCGACCACAUAAUUCUACAAAUUCAGUCAAGUUUCAAUGUGGUGAAAAAGGUUUCUUCUCAGUUUUCCUUUAUCUUGCUUCGGUCUGAAGACCCUUCUUCACAAGAUGACAAAGCUCGUCAACUUGCAAAAUUCUGUUCAAAUGACGUUAAAGAAGACGAUCUUAUUGGGGAAAUUUGCCACUUUGACCGGUUGAAAGCAUCGUCCUUGUUCAGUAAAGGCAACUCUCUCAAUUUUUUAAAUCAAAUAUAUUCCAAAGGCUUACAACCAAUUUUCCCGUCGAUAUGCAUACUUUUGUGCAUCUUCCACACAAUGCCAGUAGCCGUUGCAGAGGGUAAAAGAUCUUUCAGUAAACUGAAGAUUAUAAAAAACCACUUCAGAGCCACCAUGGGACAAGAGCGACUUUCAAAUCUUAUGGCGUUGUCUAUUGAAAAUGAUCUCGCGAAAUCAUUGUCAUAUGAUGAAGUAAUUUCUAAUUUUGCCUCGAAAAAUGCUCGAAAAUUUUAUUUUAAUUAG